This is a messenger RNA of Neolamprologus brichardi, 5709 nucleotides long. It is a transcript of the gene c1qtnf4, whose product is annotated as C1q and TNF related 4. Lineage: Eukaryota; Metazoa; Chordata; Actinopteri; Cichliformes; Cichlidae. Gene Ontology annotation, molecular function: protein binding. The record is from RefSeq and is a predicted model, not a curated record.
CAUAUCCGAGUGCAUCUCUCCAGCACUGCAGUGGUACGCAUUGCACCUCAUCUAAAAGCUCUUUAUCAAAUGAUAGCCUCCAAUAGCAAUAUAGCCGUACAAUAUAUAAUUAUAUAUACAAAGACAACAUGAGCAGCAGCAGGUCGAGGGAAGGCACUGAAGUAGGGAGAAAAAGGCAGAUGGAGAAAACACAGUGAGUUACAGAGAAAAAAGAGCAAGAAGGGAAAGCCGGGAGGGUGGGAGAGCAGACUGCGAGAGAGAGAGAGAGAGAGAGGGUGAGGGGGGAGGUUUAUCCAGCAGCGCUGAUGAGACAGAAGUUUCAGCUCUGUGCGUUGCACACGGCCAGGACAGAAGAGACCUUCCGCAUACAUACAGAUAAGAUGCUGCUCCCAGCCGGCCUGUUGAUUGGUCUGCUGUGCCUGAGUCACAUGGGCAGUGCGUGGGGUUUCGCCCGUCUGCUUGAUGAUGUAGAGCUGCGCUCAGCUUUCUCGGUCGCUCGCACCAGCAGCAUGGAAGGUGGACCGAAGAUGACGGUGACCUUUGACGCUGUUUACGUCAACAUCGGUGGGGACUUUGAUGCCAAGUCUGGUCUGUUCCGCUGUCGUAUCCCUGGAGCCUACUACUUUUCCUUCACCGUGGGAAAGUUUCCACAUAAGGACCUGUCUGUGAUGCUGAUGAAAAACAGGAAUGAGGUGCAGGCCAUUGUGUAUGAAGAAAAUGCAGGGGAGGAGAGGAAGGUGCAGAGCCAGAGUGUCAUGCUGCAGCUGGAGUUCGGGGACACUGUCUGGCUCCGUCUCCAUGGCGACCCUCGCUACGCGCUGUACAGCAACACCGGACACUACACCACCUUCAAUGGUUACCUUGUGUACCCUGAUGUCUACGGCUACCAAACGCACCACCAUCACCACCAGCAGCACGCCGACUCCGAGCAACCACUGCAAGACAACACCCCACUGCCGAGCGACAACCAGGCCACGGAUCAUGUCAGACCCGGAAUGACGGAUGGGGAGAAGGAGCCGCAAAUGAAAGAGGAAGAAGAGGAGGAGGAGGACGAAGAGGAUGACCAGAGAUCUGCUUUCUCGGUGGGGCGCACCCAAAGCAUUGUGGGCGUGAACCAACUGGGCAUGCCGCAACACCAGCCGGUGAGCUUCGACACUGCAUUUGUUAACAUAGGGGAAGACUUCAACGUGACAGAGGGAGUGUUCACCUGCCGCAUUCCCGGGGCGUACUAUUUCUCCUUCAACGUGGGCAAGAUGCCACAGAAGACACUGUCCGUCAAACUGAUGAAGAACCGCCUGGAAGUGCAAGCGAUGAUCUAUGACGAUAGCCAAGGUGAGAAAGCUCUGCAAAGCCAGAGUUUGAUGCUGUCACUUAAACCAGGGGACACAGUCUGGCUCUACUCCCACCAGAGAGAUGGAUUCGGUGCCUACAGCAACCACGCCAAGUACAUCACUUUUACCGGCUUCCUGGUAUACCCAGAUUUUCCUGCUUCCGCCACCACCAAUACUGCCACCAGCCAAUCAUACGCAGACAAGAAACCCUAGCUGCAGCACCUUGACUAGGCACCGAACAUUUCUGGAGGAAUUCAUACAAGAUGGAAAAGUCUCAGAUUUCACAGAAGGUACUGGGGAGCUGUACUCCAAAUGAAUGCUGCUUUGUGGCUGUCUUUCUGCUUCAUAUGAAUUCCUUCACAAAGUCACAGCGACCCGGACUGAGUGCAGCGCUUACAACAAAAUCAAUGUUCAGCCAGUGGCUUCCCAGGAUAUGAUGUUGGCAGAUGUGAAUAUUUAACUCUUUAAUGAAAGUUCAGUGGUUAUCACCCACUCACUCCUGUGUUAGCUCAUCAGUUAGCGUCCAUGUCUUUUAUACAGCUCAAAAACAGAGUGGGAUUCAGAAAUGCUCUGUCAUAUACUCUUAAUGAUUAUUAUAUGAUUGGAUGGAUAUUGGGACAAGAUGGUGGACUGCUAAGGUGGAAUGCUAGCAAGCUAACUUCUAAGUUAGGCAACAAAGAUAGGUUAGCGAGCUGCAUGUGCGGUCACAGAUAUCUGAUAAUUAAUGCCAGCUGUUAGAAAGUCACUCACAAACACUGAAUCCAAGGCGGUGCAAUAAACACAGCAAGUUAUUUUUUAGACAGCAGCAAUGAAAAUGCCCCAAAAGACAGUUUGACUUCUCGCUAUAAAGACAAAGAUAAAAAACGGAACCUAACUCUACACCUGCGUAUUUCUGCUGCACUGAAACUGACUUGUUUCCAUUGUCAGGCCCAAGUGGCUCAUAGAUUUGUCUUUGUUAGCUUCUUUUUUAGACGAGGCUGCUGCUCGUUGCCGCUUGAUGACUUUAAGUUGUUGACAAAUAAACAUAUGUUACUUGCUAACUACAUUGCUAGAUUAAGUGAUUAAAUGAGGCGACUUUAGUUAAAGUGUUAUAUGAUUAUUUAAUGUUGACAGUUGGCCAGUGCGUACCACAGUACAUCGUCCUUGUAAAGUCUUUAUAUUUGAUUGCAUUUUGAACAUAAGAUCUUGCUCUGAAGAGAAACUUAUAAGCAUGUUUUGAUAAAUGUGCAGUAAACGUCCUGUGUAAUGUACUGCAGAAUUAUAAAGGAAGGGUUAAACUGCAAAACAAUGUACUUACUUCCAUUACAUUGAGCAAAAUGAAAAUUCAAACUGCAUGCACACUUCAGUCUGAGCUGUAGACAUAAAGCUGUGGUAGAUAAUCACUGAAUUUUUCAUUUUUUUUGAGCAAAAUAUUCCUCCAAGUGCAUUUGUUACCCUCGUCCAAGGUGUUUCUGCUCGUAAAGUGUCUUUACUUUCUUUGUCUAUAGAGGCAUGUAAAUUGAUAUGAAAUUUGUGUGUUUUGUGUCAAAAUUAGUCUUUUUUUUUAAUAAAAGUUUGGUGUUUCUCACCCAAAUAUCAGCCGCAGGAGGAGCAGAGCGCGACGGGAACAAACUGACGUAGCUGUAGAAAUGUGCAGACUCCAUAUCCAUCCGACUGUUGACCACAUGCCACCUCUGAGCCUGCAGGGAUCUGGACCUUAAUUUGAUUUCUAAUUCUAGCGGCACUUAAUUCAUGUCUUCAGAACCACUGUGGGGAAAAUGUAAUUGCUUCUCCCGGCAGCUAUAAUAUGCAUGUCUGUUUAAUUUCACGCCGCAGGGGAAACGAUGAUGCUGUUCAAGUUGUGAUGAACCUUGACUUUAUGAAAUCACCUUCUCUGUUGGAAAGGCAACAUGUGAAAUCAUACUUCACUUUAAUGAACAUUUACAUUUUUAUUACAGUUAACUGGCUAUAAAUUCACAGGAAUGAGGUUCUCAUAUAACCAACGAUCUAAACCAGGGGUGUCCACCUCCAGGCCUCGAGGCCUGCAGGAUUUAGAUCUCACUCGGGUCAGUACACCUGAAUCACAUGAUUAGUUCAUUCCCAGGCCUCUGGAGAACUUCAGGACAUGUUGAGGAGGUCAUUUAGCCAUUUGAAUCAGCUGUGUUGGAUCAAGGACACAUCGAAAACAUCCAGGACACCUGCCCUCGAGGCCUGGAGGUGGACACCCCUGAUCUAAACACACCAGUGUAUAAAAAAUGCAAACUUGCUUCCUGAAGACUAAAAUAACAAAUCAACAUUAGUUUCAUUAAUCAGUAUUUUGGUGGUACUGAUGGCAUAAAUGGCUGUGCAAUUAUAAAAGGUUGCCCAGUGUCAAACACACACUGAAUUAUUAUCCCAUUUUGUUUAACAGCUCACUCUCACAGCAAACGACUGAGUCUGUGCUCGUGUGCAUUUAACCCAACACAGUUUCCUCAAUAGAGGAAAUAGAGACUGACUGGCAUUCAUCAGGUGGAGAGAAGUGUUGCUCCACCUGAGCAGUGGUGGUGUUCAUGUACGUCUGCUGCAGGUACAGCUGCUUUUGUGUCCAACCAGACACUACAGUCCAAUCACUUCCAAAAUCCCUCUUUUAUUAUUUGGAUAAGCAGAAUCUUUCAAAUCAAGCCAAAUAUUCUCUCUAAAUUCAAGAAAACAUAUUUUUUUUAAUUGUUAGAGGAGUCAACAAAUUAAACGUGAAGAAAAAAGAUAGAAAGGUUUUGUCCCCUAGCAACAAAAUCUGUUAUUAGUAUCAAAAGUUAAAAAGGCCAUUAACAAAACAUUUCACAUUAAAUACCAGAGGCCUUGACUUUGCUUUCUUUUAGCUUUUAUCAGAUCCCUCAAGAUAUAAUUUUCCUCUUGUAAAGCUGUGGGUGGAGAAGUUCACACUUAAAUAAGACAUAAGCUAUGAUGUCCACAUCAUAACCAGCGAAUCAGAGAUCUCGGACAACUGCCGAUUCUGAGCCACACAGAAAAAUCUCAAUUAAUUAGCCCAGGAAACUUGUGUAUAAACACUUCCUCUUGCUCCAGUGAAGUGCAUUCAGACUGAAGCACCACAGCAGGGGUAAUCAUCGCGUGGGUAGCCACGCUUCAGUUGGCAGGCUGAAUGGCAAUGAAUGUUGCAGCCAAUACACGUAACUCCUAAAAUAAUCCAAACAGCCACGCUAUUAAUAAACUAGAUGCCCGUUAACCACGCUGCGGUCCUGCCAGUUUUACCGACCCUUGGAGCGCCGCAAUGGUGAAAGAUUCAUUGGAAGGAAACAUAAACAGUGGGCUGGUGCAAAGUCAUUUGGACUGAUUAGGAAAAAAUACAAGCUGCAUUAUAAGAAGCAUGCAACCCUUCAUGUAUCCCUGAAAUCUGACUAUCCCUCAUCUGGCAGUAAUGUGAUUAGUUGCUAAUAUUAAGAGCAGAAAUUUCUAACCACACACACCGUGGCAAAGGAGGAGACGGAAAUGAGAGUGUGCAGCAGCAGGAAGUUACAUCAAAUGGACCAAGGUGUGGAAAACUGGGCUUUAAAAUUAUGAAAACCUGAAGAGAUAAACCUGAAAAUGUUCCUAAACAACAGCGUUAGACUAGUGGAAAGUAAAAAGAAACGUCUUUGCUUCAUUGUCACAUUUUUUGGGCGCAGGAGAAAUGAUUUUGCACCAGCUGGUCUCCGGCUUCAGGUGGCUCCACUCACAGUCUCACUAAUCCACAAUUUCCUGUCCUUUACGGGCUGCACUCACUUCUGAGAAAUUCAGAAAAAUAUGCCUUUUUUUUUAACAGUAUGAAAUAACACUGUGAGCGUGGCUCAUUGCAGAUAUAUUCUGUCACAGUCUAACACUCAGUGAGGAGGAGUGCACACAGGUGGAACGCCUCAGUUCUGCUUUCAGAACCAUGACCAGUCUGCAAAGGUGUCCAGAAAUCCUGCACCAAACUCGUGUGAUGCAUGCAUUUAAGUGAAAUACAUGAAAAAGAUACUUUGUCACGAUUGCAGAGCAGCUUCACAGACCCACUCGAUGCCUGCUGUGUACUUUUCUUGAUUAGUGACUUAUCUGUAUAGUAACUGACGAUAUGUUGGAUGUUUCGGGUCUGUGCUUCUCUGUUUCUGAUAAUCCCCAAUGGAAGACUGUGUAUUAGUAAAUAUGUAGCACAGACAUGGGUCGAAAUGUGCUCGCUUUCUGGAACAGCAUCAUUUUACUCGGCAUGAUUGAAACUGAAACUGUGACUGUGACCCUGCUUAUGGGGAAAGAGGGCUCAGUUUGACCCACAGCCUGUCUGCAGUAGUCUGCCUCACAUUGACUCUUUAAAGUGUUUCGAGUAUUUCUUAUUUGUAAAAUGAAUGCUUCAAUGAAGAUGUUUGACAAAAUAAAAAAUAAACAAAGG